AUGUUCAUUGGAACAAUGCUGGAGUCAUGGUUCCCGCCCCAGGGUUCCAAGACGGUCCAGGGAUACGAGCUUCAGCUGGGAACAAACUGCAUUGCGCCGUUCCUCUUCACCCAGUGUCUGUAUUCCAUACUGCUCAAGACUGCUAAGAUUGCUUCCCGAGGCUCAGUGCGGGUCGUCUGGCUGGCUUCUUCUGCUAUCGGUCAUGCUCCCAUCCCUGCUAUCGAUCUAGACAAUAUGGAUUAUGAACGUGAUGAAAGUGCUAUGGUCAAAUACGGCCGAAGCAAAUAUGGGAAUGUCUUGUAUGCUGUUGAAGCUGCGCGGCGGGAUGCGAAAUCUGGAGAAGGCAUUGUUCAUGUGUCUGUCGAUCCGGGUAUCUAUAUGACGGACCUCGUGCGAAUUUCGCCUUGGUGGCUGGUUCUGUUCUUUAAACUUGUGUCUCCGGCUCAGAUAUAUGGAGGAUACACCGAACUAUUUGCCGGACUACAUCCGAGCAUCACAGAAAGAAACAAUGGCUGCUGGGUCAUUCCUUAUGGUAAAAUUGCGGACUGCAAGAGAGCUGACCUUUGGGAUGAGACACUGGGCAAGAACUUCUGGAAUUGGACGUAUCAGCAAGUUAAAGACUUUCUGUGA
Messenger RNA from Penicillium maclennaniae, 630 nucleotides. Its product is annotated as short-chain dehydrogenase. The transcript is spliced from 4 exons. Lineage: Eukaryota; Fungi; Ascomycota; Eurotiomycetes; Eurotiales; Aspergillaceae. The record is from RefSeq and is a predicted model, not a curated record. The coding region runs from base 1 to 630 and encodes 209 amino acids.